UCCUCUACUGGAUUUGCCCAUCCGUGAAAUUCUGGAAAGCCCCACAAAUACAAAAUCCCCAAAUGUCACGAGCGUGCUGGCUCUGGACCACGAGCGUGGCGAUGGCUUAUCAUAUAUUUCUGAGACAUCAGUUUCUGGCUUGCCAGUGUCUAUUUCCACAUCUCAUCGCAUAUAUUACGCUCCCCGAUACUCUCCCACCCACUCCCCCAUCUGCUGUCCCCUAUAUUCCCCAUACAUGGUUCCAUCGAUCUCUUUAUCAUUAUCCCAUUGACUAUCCCAUUAAUUCUCCGAUUGAAUAUCUCAUCAAUUAUUCAAUUGACUAUUCCAUUGAUUAUCCAAUUGGCUAUCCCAAUGAUUAUCCUUACGCUAUUCUCCCCUAUAUUGUCCCUUUCAUCUUUCUCAUUUACUGUCCCCGUCCAUAUCACCCAUCCAUUCAUUUUCUCUUUCUCUACCCCAUUUAUCACCCCAUUGAUCAUCGCAUUUAUUCUCUCAAUUCUUAUCGCUAUUCUCCUCAAUAUUCUCCCCAAUUUCUCCUAUACAUUACCCUCAUUUACGGACCCCGUCUUUAUUAUCCCAUAUUUUAUCCCAUUUUUUAUAUCGUUUUUUAUUUCAUGGACUACCCCAUUGGACAUCCCAUUGAUUAUCGCAUCUAUCCCGCUCUCCCCAAUAUUCUCCCCCAUUUCUCCCACCCACUACCCCUCUACUGUCCCCUCUACAUCACCCAUUCAUUGGCCCACACACCCCAAUUCUCUCUACUCUCCACCCCAUUCAUUAUCCCAUUUAUCAUCGCAUAAAUCACCCUUUCAUCUCCCCAUCUGUCCACCCCAAGAUCCUCCCAUAUUCCCCAUUCUCCCAUAUUCUCCAUUCCCCCCAGCCUUUUGCAGCAGGGCGCGCGCACCAGCCUCCGGCCCC
Messenger RNA from Metschnikowia bicuspidata var. bicuspidata NRRL YB-4993, 912 nucleotides. RefSeq lists its product as uncharacterized. Bases 63 to 794 code for a protein of 243 amino acids. Lineage: Eukaryota; Fungi; Ascomycota; Pichiomycetes; Serinales; Metschnikowiaceae. The record is from RefSeq and is a predicted model, not a curated record. The transcript has a single exon.